GUCAGUAGCCGCCCUGCCACAGGAACAUCUGACGCAGUCCACGGAUCCUCCUCCGCGUCUCAGCUCUGCGUGUGUCUGCACAGAACGGGGCCAUGGAGAUUCCUGCCAAGGAGGGCAUGCUGCACCUGCAGGGCGUCAAGUUUGGGAAGAAGUCAUGGCGGCGGAUCUGGGCGAUGCUGUUCGCGCCCAGCUCGUACGGUAUCGGCAGAGUGGAGCUGUAUAACAUGCGGGACGGGGGGGCUGGCGGUGCGGUCCCAGCCCCAGCCAGACAGGGGAAGGGCGCGGACAAGCGCGUGAUUCGGCUGGAUGACUGCCUCAGUGUUUGCACCGUCGCUGAGGAGGACUGCCCUCGCGACUGUUCUGCCUUCUAUCUGAGCACCGCCCAGCGCACCUACGCCCUGGCUGCCCCGCCCACCGAUGACUGGGUGUCCAUAAUCUCCCAGCUGGCCUUCCAGAGGAACAACAGAAAGCUAUCCUUAAACAGCACAGGGAGUGAAGCGGUGCAAAUGUUGGAGAAUGAACUGUACUCUUCCUGGAGCUCAGGUGUGUACCAGGUGAUUGUGCAGAGAACAGAGGCAGCGGUAAGGUGUAACCUCGCUGGGUCCUACCUGCUAUCGCCCAGCACAGAGGCGCUCACCCUGCAGGACCCAAAGACGGCCUCCCCGCUCUACUGCUGGCCCUAUCGGCUGCUCCGACGCUUCGGCAAUGACAAGGACAAGGUGAGUAUUGAGGCGGGCCGUCGCUGUGACUCUGGGGAGGGUCAUUUCACCUUCCAGUCCCAGCACGCAGCAAAGAUCUACAAGGCUAUCGAAGAGGGCAUCAGGCAGCAGAGCGUCACAGAUCCAAAAAGCAGUGCCAGGACUGUCCCAGCAUGCAUCUCUGCUUCCCGCAGCAAAGCGCCCUUUGACGACAGAGAUGCAGCUUCCUCCUCAGUGUAUCACGAUAUAAACCAGUGGAUGGAGGGGGCGAGCAGGUACGAGGUGGAAGAAGAUGGCAUGUGUCAGGAAGUGGGAGAAAAGCUGGACAGCCCCUCCCCUGAAAGCCUCUACAGUCUGCUGAGCUUUAACCAGGGGAUGGGGCGGCCCACUGUGGGGAGACCCAGCCCCCAAAGCCCCACAUCCUCUGUUGUCAGCAGCGCCGAAGUCCCCAAUGACUUCAGGCAGAAGCUCUCCAAACUCCUCUCCAAAGACGCAGCCAAAGCACAGCCCCUCGUGAACCCACACCAGGAGUACUGACAGGUUUGAAAGAAGCAGCUAUUUUCACCAAUAUUCAGAACAAAGUCCUUCUUUUGUAUGACAAAGUUCUUUUUUUGUAUGCAUCUACUUCAGUUAGCAACAUUUUAUACUUGAAUAUAUUUUUGACAAACUUCCUCUCUUUGUACGCUGGUAAAAUGACCUUCAGCUCCCCGAAAGCUGUGUAAUACUGGGGGGAAAUAGCAUUGCAUCAUAAAAUCGUAAGGAAAAUCCAGGAAAUCUACUCGUUUUUAAAGGCUUAUUUCAGAUGAAGUAUUUUACACUGGUCUGGUAGUGACCUAUCCUAGGUGAUCUUUUGUGAUGGAAGCCAAAGACUAGACAGCCGAAAAAGCGUCAGAGCUUUGAAACACGCUAGAAUGCUAGAGGAAGAACCCUAUAUUUAUUAUACCCGCUGUGGGUCCCUUACCACUGUCAAGCUGUCCCACCCAAGAUAAGCCAGAUAUCACACUGGAUUUCCUCUAUACUUUCAUGUGUAGGACUGAAUGCGCUCGUUUGUAUCUGAUUGGUGUAUUUAUCUUUGGCUUUGACAUUUGUGUGGACGUGUGCUUCUACGCAGAAAAACUAAUAUUGAAAAAAAAGAUCUAUAAAAAAGAGAAGUAUUUUUA
Anguilla anguilla (European eel) is the source of this 1858-nucleotide messenger RNA. Its product is annotated as docking protein 3-like. Gene Ontology annotation, cellular component: cytoplasm. Bases 93 to 1235 code for a protein of 380 amino acids. The record is from RefSeq and is a predicted model, not a curated record. The transcript has 5 exons. NCBI's taxonomy places the organism in Eukaryota, Metazoa, Chordata, Actinopteri, Anguilliformes, Anguillidae. Gene Ontology annotation, biological process: positive regulation of MAPK cascade; cell surface receptor protein tyrosine kinase signaling pathway.